Messenger RNA from Puccinia graminis f. sp. tritici CRL 75-36-700-3, 342 nucleotides. RefSeq lists its product as uncharacterized. The record is from RefSeq and is a predicted model, not a curated record. NCBI's taxonomy places the organism in Eukaryota, Fungi, Basidiomycota, Pucciniomycetes, Pucciniales, Pucciniaceae. The transcript has 3 exons. The coding region runs from base 1 to 342 and encodes 113 amino acids.
AUGUCGAGCACCCACUUCCUACGAUUACCACUACCAUCAAUCACCAAGCAAAUCUUCUCAAGAAGGAGUCCCUCCAGCAAGUUCAACCUAAGCCCAUUCUUGACUUGCAAUCAACCUUCUCAUUGGCCCUCAGCCUUCACCUCAAACCUUCAUCUCCAACGAUCACCUUCCAUCUCUUUCACCGGCAAUGCCAGACCAUCAAACUCCAGUCUAUCAUCUAAUCCAGAACUAGUUCUUUCACCACCAAUUAUCUCAAAACAUCUGAUCUUUAUUGCCGGACCGGUCUUCACCAUUGUGGAUACUUUAUCAUUUCUAACUUCACAUGUAACUUCCCCCACUUAA